AUGUUCGAAAUUCAAAAAGUAAUGUCAGUAGAGAACCCUAAUUUACCAACUUCCUCAUGUGGAGAUGACGUCGAUUAUUAUGCUUUAUCACCAACGAUAUCUCAGUUAGAUCACCAAGAAAUCAUUGAAACAGGCUUUUCAUCUGGCAAUCCUCUGUUCGGCGGGAAUUCGAUAACUGAGAAAGCCAUUCCCACUUCAAAUCUCAAAUUAAAUCAAGAAGCUGAUGAUCUCUUCUCAUUUGAAUUAGAUACUCAUAUACUUCCAUUAGAAUUAUUAAAUAACGAUUUAGAUAGUCCAGAUUUUAAUUGGACAGAUUUAUUGCCUGAUUCUAAUGAACUAGUAUCUUUGGAAGAUAUUAAUCCUAGUAAUUUUCUAAAAUGUGAACAAAUUGAAAAUGAGAAAGUGAAAUUCACUAAUAAUUAUCAAAACAAAUCUCUCAUUAGUCAUUCUAGUUCUAUAUCAAAUUCUUUAUAUAAAAAGAAAACUACUACACAACAACAACAACAACAACAACAAAAGCUUUUGUAUUCAUCACCAGUUUUGACUUUGUCAAAUUCUACAAAUCAUCAUUAUCAUCAUCAUCAUCAUGGUCAAGUGUUUAAUUCAAUGGAAAUGAAUGAUAAUUUAGAUUCAUCUGAAAAUGAUGAUGAUGAUGAUGAUGAUGAUAUGAAUGAUUCUUAUACAAAUACGAAACUAAUAUGUUUAAAUAAUGAAGAUUUGGUGAAUGGUAAACCUGGAGAAUGUGUUAAAUUAACUGCAGAAGAAUGUAAAAUGCUUCAAAAAAUCGGUUGUCAAUUACCUAUCAAAUUUCCAUUGAGUCAAACUAACGAAAAAGCAAUACGUACUGUCAGACGAAAAAUUCGUAAUAAACUUUCUGCCCAAGCUAGUCGUGCCAAACGUCAGAAGUAUGUAACUGACUUAGAACGUCGGUAUUCUAUGUGUACUGAAGAAAUUAGACGAUUACGUCGACAAGUAAAUGAAUUAGAGGAAGAUAAACGGAAUCUUACAUUUCAUCUACGAAAAUUGAGAUCUUAUAUUAAUAAAUUGAUGAAUAAGCAAAAUAAACAAUCUUAUUUGCCAUUACUUGUGAAUUCCAAUAAUGUUGAAUUGAAUAAACAUAACAAUAAAAAAGUAACUGCUAAACAAGCUGCUACAGCAGCAGCCGGUGGAACUAGUCUCCUCUUGAUGACUUUUAUGAUAUUGAUGUGGACUGCUGUAGUUCCAAUACCGUCGGUUAUGAAAACUAUCGAUACUACACCAUCAAGUUCUACAGGAAACUUUUUCGGUUUAUUUCCAGGUCGGUCUAGAAUGUUGAUGAGUAUUAACCAUCCAUCGGAACUGUAUUCUUACUCCUCCUUGUCAUCAUCCUCUUCCCUAGAAAUAAUUCUUAAUGAAUCAAGCACAUUUUCAUCCGAUCCGAAUAUCAUAGCAGAAAAUUCAGUUGAAUAUGCUGUUCCAAUAAAUCAAUUUAUUUCACCAGUGAAAUGAAAAAAACAAAACAAACCAAAAACGUAGGAUCAUUUCAUGAAAAUUAUUUAUUCUUGGACCAACCUUCUUCAAUAAGCACAGAUUAGACGUGAUUUUGGAUCAUCUACUCAAUUAUCAUAACCAUUAGUUGGAGAUGUUAAAUGGCAUAACCUUAGAACUAAUAAUAGCCAUGAUUCAAAUGUAUUCACACAUCCUUUCUUAACUCUUGAGUUUUUUUUAAUUAUCGUAUACUUAAUAUGCAUUCUGUAUACCCCAAUGUUUUCAUUCUUUACUGUAACUUAUGCUGUUUCUACUAUCUUGACAUUUGUCUUAAAAAUUUCAUCUCAUUAUAUUGAUGUUGUGCGUAAUGUUGAACCGAUGAAUCGGAUUCUACAUUGAUUACAAAUAAUGAUUAUUAUGUAUCAUUUUGAUUAUGGUUACUUACACUAAUUAAGUAAUAUUUUAUUCUAUUUAUUCUAUUUGUUUUCAUUUGAAAGAUCAUAGAAUAAUAAUGAACAAAAUAUCAGCAUUAAUUCAAAUUUACAACUAUACCACCACUGUGCAUUCUUACACACCAACACACACACACAGUGCAUAGACACAACAUUUUUACGUGAAUAGCGAAUAACAACAGGCAAAGAAUAAACUGAAUCAAACAGUUUAUGAUAUUUUCAAAAUAUAACAGUCUAAUUUCUUCUUGUUAGUUAAUUUCCUGCUUAACAUUCUCAACGUCUAUUCCUUUUUCAUCAUGACGGUUCGAUUGAUGAUAAUAUAUAUUCAUAUUUUACUUUGCAUAUAAAUGAAUAUUUUAUCAUGUACAAA
Molecule: messenger RNA, 2289 nt
Organism: Schistosoma turkestanicum
Lineage: Eukaryota; Metazoa; Platyhelminthes; Trematoda; Strigeidida; Schistosomatidae
Source: the annotation of a GenBank genome assembly